Molecule: messenger RNA, 321 nt
Organism: Trichogramma pretiosum
Lineage: Eukaryota; Metazoa; Arthropoda; Insecta; Hymenoptera; Trichogrammatidae
Product: histidine-rich glycoprotein-like
Exons: 2
Coding region: 21-287 (88 amino acids)
Source: RefSeq, a predicted model, not a curated record
CGAAAUCAUCCAAUCUCAAAAUGUUUCGACUCGCACUGGCGCUUCUGCUGGCUCUCGUUGCCGCUGCAUCGGCCUACCCCAGCGAUGAGCACUUGAGGCUGGCGCGCGCCGCGCAACCCCAACAUUAUCAUGGACAUGGUCACUUUGGCGAUCACUACGGCGGUCACCUCCACGGCCAUUACGGUGGACAUGGACAUUACGUCGAUCACGGACAUUAUCACGGCCACAUCGAUCAUUAUCAUCACGAUCCUUAUCACCAUCACGGCCAUCAUCACCAUCAUUACUAAUUUGAUGUAGUAUAUGUAUCUUUUUAAGCGUUUA